GGUUUCCAUGGUUUCAGAAAACAAUAUGGCCGCUCCCAGUUGGGACGUGAGUCUCUGGAUUAGGCAGGCAGCGGCAGUUAAUGGUUCCUACAGUGGCGAGAGAGAAAGCGCUUGAAGGGUCGUGAGGCUGUGGCUGGACGCGGCACCGCUGGACGUCCAGCCCUUGAGGACGCCAAUGGAGAGCAGCGUGGAUGAGGAGGCGCUGCACCAGCUGUACCUGUGGGUAGACAACAUCCCUUUGUCCCGGCCCAAGCGAAACCUCUCCAGGGACUUUAGUGAUGGAGUCCUAGUUGCAGAGGUCAUCAAGUUUUACUUCCCCAAGAUGGUGGAGAUGCACAAUUAUGUCCCCGCCAACUCUAUCCAGCAGAAGCUCAGCAACUGGGGUCAUCUGAACAGGAAGGUACUGAACAAACUGAACUUUUCAGUACCAGAUGACGUGAUGCGCAAGAUUGCUCAGUGUGUCCCUGGAGUGGUGGAGCUGGUGCUCAUCCCGCUUAGGCAGCGCUUGGAGGAGCGGCAGAGGCACAGGAAGCAGGGCGUGGGCUCCUUACAGGAGCUGGCUCCCCAGGAUGGCAGUGGCUACAUGGAUGUGGGUUUAUCAGAGAAAGCCCGAGGUGAAGGUGCCCCGGACCUCCAGGGAGGGGGUCAGCUCAGAGGGGACCCUCCGCCCGCGGGUCGGCCUCCAGCGUAUAACCAGGCAUUGCAGGGCGACCCAAGGUUCGUCCUCCAGAUCGCUGAAAAGGAGCAGGAGCUAUUGGCCUCGCAGGAGACGGUGCAGGUCCUGCAGAUGAAGGUGAGGCGCCUGGAGCAGCUGCUUCAGCUGAAGAACGUGCGCAUCGCAGACCUCUCCCGGCGGCUCCAGCAGGCGGAGCGUAAGCAGCGAUGAACUGUGGCCCGGGCCGCGCUGGGACGCCCCGGCACCCUCCAGAGCCCCGAUGCCGAGCCCGACCCACCCACCAACGGAGGGACGUUUGGGAGGGUGGAGCCCGCUGCUCACACGAGCCUCUUGGGGCCCGAGUGCCCUCCUUCCUUGGGAUGGGUGAGCGUGGGAGAAUGUGGAACAGGGAGCCGUACAAGCCGAGGCCCGGGACAGCCGCCUCCUCCCACUCCAUCCGGGUCAGGAAAAUGGACUGCUUUCCAGAGCCCAAAAGCCACGUGCAGAGACCUGGCCUGCCCCCCAAAGCAGUGUCCAACACCUCGGGCCGGCCUUGCAGCUCCUGGCGCUGGGCCUUAGGGGGCAGUCCCUGGCUCCGUCCACACUCCCAGAAUCAGGUCCCUGCCCAGCUCCAAGGAUUGCGGUGUCUCCAUCCAGGAUAGUUCCCCUCAGCCGAGGGGGAAUCUGCCGCGGGCCGCUGAGGGGCUCCCCUGCUCUUCCUGGGAGCUUACCUGGACCCUGCUCGGCGACGGAGACCUCAGCAGCUGGAGAGGAAGGGGUGAGAAGUGGGAUCUCCAGGAAUAGGGAGGACAUCGACUUGCCUGUAGCAUUCACCCCACCCUCCUCGGGCACAGGCUACUGAAGGGAAGGUUUGAAGGAUAUACGGCUCAGGGCUGCCCCAUUAAAGUUACUGUUUUGUUCUA
Molecule: messenger RNA, 1578 nt
Organism: Saimiri boliviensis boliviensis (Bolivian squirrel monkey)
Lineage: Eukaryota; Metazoa; Chordata; Mammalia; Primates; Cebidae
Gene: SPEF1
Product: sperm flagellar 1
Biological process (GO): regulation of cytoskeleton organization
Cellular component (GO): axoneme
Molecular function (GO): microtubule binding
Source: RefSeq, a predicted model, not a curated record